AUGGUACCCCUAGAGGACGACGACGACGAAGACCGACCAAACUACACCGUUACCACCGACGCGAACGGCAACCCACGCUACGUCUACGGCGAGAUAGAACCCGUCUACGACUCGGACGACUCCGAUGCACCAGCGAACGCCAACACCAUCGGCAACAUCCCGCUGUCAUACUACGACGCCUACCCACACAUUGGCUACGACAUCAAUGGCCGACGCAUCGCCAGGCCUGCCAAAGGCGAAGCCCUCGACUCGCUUCUGGAUAGCAUAGACAUCCCCGAAGGCUGGACGGGCCUAACAGACCCUGCCACUGGUAAACCCUUGCAGCUCAGCGCUGAAGAGCUCCAAGUGCUUAAGAAGCUGACGCAGAACGACAUGCCUGGAGAUGGCUACGAUCCCUACCCGGACAUGGUCGAGUACUUCACUGGGAAGGGUAUGGAAGAAGUCAUGCCGCUGUCUGCAGCACCGGAGCCGAAACGACGCUUUGUCCCUUCCAUGCACGAGCAUCGUAGAGUGAUGAAGAUGGUCAAGGCGAUCAAGGAGGGUCGCAUACAGCCCUACCGACCGCGCACGGACGAAGACCGCGAGCGGGAAGAGGCGGAGCAAGAGUACGCUACCUACGACGUCUGGGCGAACGAGCAACCACGACCCGACCACCCCAUGAACGUCCCGGCGCCGAAGCUGCCUCCACCGGGGUAUGAAGAGUCCUACCACCCGCCGCCGGAAUAUCUACCCGACAAGGACGAGAAGGAGGCGUGGGAGGAACAAGACGAAGAAGACCGCACUCGUGACUUUCUACCUCAGGACCACUCAGCACUCCGCAAGGUGCCCGGCUACGCGCAGUUCGUCAAGGAGAAGUUCGAGCGCUGUCUGGAUUUGUAUCUUGCGCCUCGCGUGCGGCGAAGUAAGCUCAACAUCGAUCCCGAGUCCCUCUUGCCCAAGCUGCCGGACCCUUCAGAGCUUAAACCGUUUCCCACAACGUGCAGCACAAUCUGUCGUGGCCACCAAGGCAAGGUCCGAACUCUAGCUUUCGACCCUACAGGCAGGUUCAUCGCAAGUGGCGGUGACGACGGCACGGUGCGCAUCUGGGACUUCACGACCGGCAGACAAGCCUGGUCCGUCAAACUCUCCAAAGACGAACCCGUCAACGCCGUAGCCUGGCGUCCCGGAAACGAUACAUGCAUCCUCACCGCCUGCUGUGGUGAGAAUGUCCACUUCAUCAUCCCCCAAGGCGAGCUCUGUCCACCAGAUCAAGAAGCACGCAGUCGUGAGAUCUUAGACGCCGGCUUCGGUCACGCCGCGGCCCCCACCACCGCCUCCAAAACCGCCUCGGGAGCCACCAAACCUUCCGCCUCCACCUGGUCUCGCCCCUCAUCCACCCUCCAAUCCCACGGCGUCCUCCUAACUCUCACCCUGCGCACCACCCCCAAAUCGCUUUCUUGGCAUCGCCGAGGCGACUACUUCGCCACCGUCUCCCCCUCCACCACCUCCAUCUCCACGGCCGUUGCAAUCCACACCCUCAGCAAACACGCCACGCAACACCCCUUCCGCCGCCUCAAAGGCCUCGCUCAAACCGCGUGUUUCCACCCCACACGUCCGCUUUUCUUCCUAGCCACCCGGCAGAGGAUACGAAUUUAUGAUCUCCAGCAGCAGAAACUGGAGAAAGAACUUCAACCCGGCGCUAGAUGGAUCAGCGGUAUCUCCCUCCACCCUCUAGGCUCAAACUUACUCGUCUCGUCCUACGACAAAAGACUUCUCUGGCAUGAUCUCGAUCUCGGUCUCACGCCGUACAAAACUCUGCGGUACCACUCCAAAGCCAUCCGCGACGUGGCGUUCCAUCCGGGAGGUCUGCCGUUGUUUGCCGAUGCGAGCGACGACGGGAGUUUGCAGGUUUUCCACGGCAAAGUGGUGAGCGAUGAGUUUGAGAACGCGACGGUGGUUCCUUUGAAGGUGUUGAGGGGCCAUCGGGUGGUGAGGGAGUUGGGCGUGUUGAGUGUGGGGUGGCAUCCGAGGGAGGCGUGGUGUGCGAGUGCCGGGGCGGAUGGGACGGUUAGGAUUUGGAUGUGA
Molecule: messenger RNA, 2064 nt
Organism: Baudoinia panamericana UAMH 10762
Lineage: Eukaryota; Fungi; Ascomycota; Dothideomycetes; Mycosphaerellales; Teratosphaeriaceae
Exons: 1
Coding region: 1-2064 (687 amino acids)
Biological process (GO): ribosome biogenesis; maturation of LSU-rRNA from tricistronic rRNA transcript (SSU-rRNA, 5.8S rRNA, LSU-rRNA)
Cellular component (GO): PeBoW complex; preribosome, large subunit precursor
Molecular function (GO): ribonucleoprotein complex binding; protein binding
Source: RefSeq, a predicted model, not a curated record